This is a messenger RNA of Closterium sp. NIES-65, 666 nucleotides long. NCBI's taxonomy places the organism in Eukaryota, Viridiplantae, Streptophyta, Zygnematophyceae, Desmidiales, Closteriaceae. The record is from the annotation of a GenBank genome assembly.
AUGGCGGCGGGCAGAGUCACACAGAAGAGGCGGACGUGGUGCUGUUGGACUCUCUUGCCCCCGUCCCCCCAACUUCUCUUCCUCCUUGUAUCCCUUCAUGGAUCCCUCCCUUCGUCUGCUCCUCCCUUCCUCCAUGCCGCCUCCUCGUCGCUGCUUGACGCAUCGCCCUCUCAUCGCCUUCGCCUCCACCGCCACCUCGCCGCCUUUAGGGACGAAACUGGCUGUCCUUCCCUUGUCUCCACUUUCCUCCAUGUCCGCUUCUCCCUGCAUGCGUCUCAACCUUGUCCUCUCCCCUCUGUCCUCCGCUCUCCCCCCUUGUCCUCUCCCCCCUGUCCUCCUCUCUCCCUUCCUUUCCCUCAUGUACCAACUUCCUUUCCCUUAUUGAUCCCCCCUCUAACCCCUCAUUCCCUUCCUUCCUUUCCGCCUUCCCUCCGUUUCUCCCUUUUCUUCCCCGUUGCUCUAGCUUUCCCCCCUUGCGUGCCUUCAUUUCCCCCACUGCUUCCCCUCUUUCCCCCCCUGCUUCCCCCCAAUCCCCCUCCUCCCCUUUCCCCCAGGACGAAGCCGUGCCUUCACAAGUUUGGUGGCGCAAGGGUGCAGCAGCAGGGGCAAAAGUACAUAGAGGAGUUGAGACAAUACGGUAAGAGGAGUGGUGGGACACUGUUUUGA